UUCAAUACUUGAUAUAUUGGAAUUGAAAACAAUCGAAUCACAACUUACACGAAGUUAUACGAAUGAUCUAAAAGUAAUGAAGCAAGGACAGUGAAGGCAAAAUGUAUAUACAAACAAUUUUAACACUAAGCGUCAUUCUGCUGUGUGAUGCGAAAUUACCAAGAACAAAAUCACACAUUCAGCCAAACGAAUUCCCAUCGAAUCCAAUACAAUACAAUGAUGCACUUCGUCUAUUACAGCCAGAGUUAAAAAAUGAGAAGACUAGCCGCAUAGUCGAUCAGUAUAAAGUAAGACACCGUCGGGAGGUUUUUGAUUCAAAUCUAUACGAUUCUGGCUUAAACUGGACACACUCUGAAAGUUUGGAUCAACAUGGUGACGUUGUGUUGAAAUGGACCAGUUCUCAGAAUGAUAUUACGUUCAGAAUCGAAGCAAGAACCCUUGGUUAUGUUGGUCUGGGGUUCAACUCAGAAGGUAACAUGAGAGGCGCGGAUUUAGUUGUCAGCUGGGUUGACGACGAUACCGGCAGGGCUCAGAUUUUGGACUGCCACGGACUUGAUGUGGAAGGGAAACCAGUUGCCGAUGAAGUGCAGAAUUACGAAUUGAUAUCGGGUCACCAGAAUCAUACGCAUACUACAAUUGAGUUUAGAAGAUUACUAAACACAAAAGAUAACCAGGACUUCCUCAUAAGUGAUGAAACUAUUCAAGUUCUCUACGCUCUCGGACCCCCAGGAUCUGAUGGACAGCUACCGAAACACGUGAAAAGUGGCUCCAAACCUUUGAGAUUACUACAAACAUUGUCAAACCCUAGUUCUGUACCGCUAUUACAUUGGGAUGUUACGAUUGGUAACCUAUCCAUACCACAUGAUAUGGCAACGUUGUUCUGGUGUAAAAUCUUCAAAGUUCCCGAUUUACCAAAGAAACAUCAUAUCGUAGGAUAUUUGCCAUUAAUAGACAGUAGACCGAUCAGGAAUGCUAUACCAGUUGUAGAGAAGAACAGUUUGUCUCCAGUACACCAUAUGGUGUUGUACGAAUGCGCUGUAGACCCUGAUGUAUAUUCAUGGAACGAGUGGGCAGAAGGCAGUGGAUUUUUUGGGCCGAAUCGUCCUAGUGAAUGGGCGAUAUGCGCAACGCCGGUGGCUGCUUGGGCUAUGGGAUCGAAAGGUGAAUUCCUGCCUACGAACGUCGGCAUCCCUCUAGGCGAGAAAGGGGGCGUAUCGUUCUACAUGCUUGAGAUUCAUUACGACAACCAGGCCCUGCAUGAGGUGCUAGAUAAUUCAGGUAUCCGUGUACUGCAUACACCUACACUGAGACAGCAUGAUGCGGCGUUGCUUGGCGCCGGUGUGGGGGUGUCAGCAUUACACCUUAUACCACCAAAACAACGGCAGUACAGGACCGUGGGCAUCUGCGGUUCUGAAUGCACUAAUAGCCUGUUUCCAGAUACCGGUAUAAAUAUCGUGUCUGUACUAUUACACGUGCAUGGAACCGCUCGCAAAAUAUCCCUCAAACAUGUGAGAGGACAACAGGAGCAGGAGGUGAUAUCUGAGGAAAACUCUUACGAUGCUCGAUAUCAACAAUCUCGAGUUGUUCCUGGAGGAAGAAAGUUUUUGAAAGGAGACAUUUUGAUCACGGAAUGUACUUACGAUACGACAACACGCGAUAAACCGAUUUUAGGGGGAUAUUCCACCUCACAGGAGAUGUGUCUGUCCUUUGUUCUGUAUUACCCACGGACAGAACUGGCUGGAUGCUACUCGAUGACUCCAGUCGACGAAUUCUUCGAAACAUUCGGCGUAAAGGAGUUCUAUUUUAUGAGCAUGACUAAAAUACAGAAUUUGUUUCUGUCGUCUGGAAACCUAGAUAAUAUUACAUCACCGUGGGAGUUUGAUAUGAAGAGUAGAAACUAUGUGGAAGAGACUGGUUUACAAGGGGAUGAUCAGGGCGUGAGAUUGUUGGAAUCUCUAGUUAUAAAGAACCCUGCCGAAUUCCGUAACAAGUCUUUCAUGGCGCACUUGAACGAAAUGCAAUGGUCCGAGCCUCUACUCACCGAGCCUAUAGAACGUCGGCUAUACCGAGGUCUUCAUAUGAUGUUCUGCAAAAAGCAAGACGAUACUUGGGGAACUCCAAUCGAAAUCCAGGCCUAUCCUAUCUACCACGCACUGCCAAGCAACGACAUAUCAGAAAAACAUUACAAACGAGUCAAGCUGCCAUCAGUGACAUCGGCAGCACGGUCGACUAGACGCCAGUUUUGGUCGGCCAUCUUGGCCGUAUGUCUCACUAUUAUUGCCAUACGGUAAUAAGAAAAAACUCUUAAAAUAGUACAUACAACCAAUGAUGUUAUGUUGUUUUUAUUUUUCGUUUGAAUUUUUAUUUAAAAAAAAACUUCUGUUAUAAAUCGAAUACAACGGAUACUCGUUUUUCAAUAUCUUAGUAUUAUUUUGCCAAAUUAUAUUGUAUGAUAAACUAUGUUAUAUUUAUCUGUUCACAGUGAUUAUGGCAAGAGGUGAGAUGUAUUGUGUAAUUGAUGUAAUUGUGAACCUAACCAUAGGUUUUAAGGGUUCUUUGUCGUAUUUUUUUAAUAAAUUGUACGAACGUGAGUGAAUAUAUUUUGUGAUCAUUGUACUUAUGAGCUUUUGCUCAUGACGCGACUUUGUAAUUUACCAAUUUUAUGGUAUUGAAUAUUAUUGUUUUCUAAUGAUUCUUAUUUGCUCUACCUUAAACCACUUAUGGUUUAUGGCCUUUUUUAUCUUUUGAUUUUAUAAAUGUUCUUCAUCAGAAAAUAAUUUCUUUAAAUGUGAAUAAGUAGAUCCUAUGUUUUCAUUAAGAGUUGUUUUGAGAUCAAUUUCGUUUCUCCCCAUUUUUCUCGUGAAUUCUCUGUUUAAAUAAGUACAUUCAAAUGAUUUAUUUUGUAUUUCAAUUUCUAUUCCAUUGCUGUUUAGAGUAAUACUAUUUAUUCUAUUUAUAAUAUCAUCAAUAUUUAUGAAAAUAUUUUAGUACAAUAGGCUCAAUAUAUGAAUAAGAUAAAAUGCCUUAUCGACUGUACAAUAUUCCAAUGCAAUAAAAUUAAAUAUUAAGUGGUUGCACUAAAAUAUGUAUAGGUUAUUUCUUAAUUUAUUUAUUGCCUCUCUGUAUAAACAUUAGUUUUUACGUCUUUUCUUAAAUUCUGUUAAUAUAUACUGAUAAGUCAUUAGAGACUAUCAAGUAUGCAGACACUGCAAAACUGAGACUGUACAUUGCUUAGUGUUAUUAUUAAGGUUAUUAUUAAUAUCAUAAUCGCAGGUACAAUAAUAAAUUGCAUUGACUAAAAUUUUUUUUGUACAUUCGCGAACAUAAAAAUAUGCGGAAGAAAGUAUGGGUUGGGGACAAAAAUUCUGUGCAUUUAAUGCAAGAUCUUUAAUAUAGUUUUAUUUUAAUUAAUGCGGUUUAUUGUUAAAUAUGCGUAUGUCUCAUAUCUAUUUUUAUUAUUCGUGUAAAAAAAGUCCAAUUGCAUGAUUCUAACAAUAAUAAUUAAUGAUGUUAAUCUGAACAAAAAGAUAUUAUGUUUUGAUGUGAGUUAAUUGUAUGAAUUUUUUUAAAGAAAAUUGACACUGCUGUAAUUGAUUCCUAUUUUUAUAUAUUUUUUACGAAUACUAAGAAUUCCGUUAUUUUGUUACAUUCUUGCAUAUGCUGUGCUUGGUUUGUUUGAUGUAUUUGUACCAAAUUAUUAUUUUAAUGUCCUUUCAGGAAACGUAUAAAGGAAAUUACAUAAAAACAAGAAAUUUGUACGCGCAAAUCCAAUGGCUCAGAAAGACACAUUCAAAUCAAAUAGAUUUAUUACAGAUGUAAAGUUUAAAAGUGCUUGUUAUAUUUUUUCCUAUUCUGGAAAUAAGAAAAAAUACAAGCAAUGCCCGUAAUUAUCUAUUUUGCUUCAAUUAUUUCAUGUACAUUAAAAUAAUUUCUUGUAAGGGAAAUGUUUUUUCUUGAGUAAAUUAAUGCAACUCUAGACUUGUCGUAAAUCUAAGAAUAUUAAUCGUAUAAUAUUUCACGGCUGUGUUUUAUUGGAUCUACGGUUAUAUUGUUUCUAGAAUUAACAUAUUCAAAUAAAGUUAUAAUAAAUAAAACCGUUGAGAUAAGUAGUUGGUAAAGUUAUUUCGUCAAUCAGAAAAUAAAUUCAUAUAUCUGAACUGAUCUUCACAAAUUAUAAAUGAAGACUAUCUCAAACACGUCAACGCCUUUCGAACAAAAAGGAACAUCAUAACCUGUGAUGCCUCAAACGGACAAAAUAUCAGUGUCACAAAAAUUGUUGUCUUUAUAAUUACCAAAUUAAAAAUUAACAUCAAUGUUUGCUUUUUUUACAUAAAAAUGUAUAACUUUUAAAUACACUGUGGCAGAUAUGUUUAUUUUGAACUAUGUAUUUAUAAUUGUUGUAUUGUAGAAACAUUGUAACAGUAGAUAUCAAUUCCGUAACGAACUUUAUUUUUCGAGUCAUAAUGUUAGUAACUGCAUUUCGAUUAUUACUUUAUAGGUGUUGUCCUAAGGUUUAGUUAAUAAGAAUACGCUUAGUAAUUAAUUUUUUUUAUUUAUUUAAAAAGUCAAUAUAAUGUGUUUUAUUACUUUA
Molecule: messenger RNA, 4591 nt
Organism: Achroia grisella
Lineage: Eukaryota; Metazoa; Arthropoda; Insecta; Lepidoptera; Pyralidae
Product: MOXD1 homolog 1-like
Exons: 13
Coding region: 102-2291 (729 amino acids)
Biological process (GO): dopamine catabolic process; norepinephrine biosynthetic process; octopamine biosynthetic process
Cellular component (GO): secretory granule membrane
Molecular function (GO): dopamine beta-monooxygenase activity; copper ion binding
Source: RefSeq, a predicted model, not a curated record